GGUCAUUUGGACACCUACCUCGGGUACAAAUCAUUUCACAAACGUUUCAUUUUAGUGAUACCCGUAAAGAACGCAUAAAAGUUUGACUUGCCUAGGUUUAGUUUGAAAAAAAUCCCAGUUUGGCAACUUGUUCGGGAAAGAGUCCGUAAAUUAAUAGUCAGCAAUGGGUGUGGAGAAUGGAAAGAAGUACGAGGCAACGGACAAUAGCCAGCAAGACGAGAAGGGUUCUAGAUUUUUUGUCUACUACUUAACUUGUUUCGCAACAAUGGGCGGAUUACUAUUCGGCUAUGAUACCGGUAUUAUAUCUGGUUCAAUGCUUUUAAUUGGCGAUAACUGGAACCUGUCGACAAUAUGGAAAGAGUUAAUCGUCAGUGCCACUGUCGGGGCGGCAGCCUUAUUUGCUCUGAUUGCCGGAUACUUGACGGACUGCAUUGGACGGAAGAAAGUAGUUAUGCUUGCCAGUGUGAUUUUCACGGGAGGUGCUGUUCUCAUGGGGGUGUCCCAAAACAAGGAAAUGCUACUAGCGGGCCGAUUAGUUGUGGGGGCGGGAAUAGGUUUCGCUUCCAUGUCUAUCCCAGUAUACGUGGCCGAGGCAGCCCCCGCUGAUAUUCGUGGACGGUUGGUAACAAUCAAUCAGCUGUUUAUAACCAUUGGCAUACUCAUCUCCAGUAUAGUCGCAGGCCUCUUCAGUGGUAUGCAAGAGGAUGGCUGGAGAUACAUGUUGGGUUUAGCAGGUGUUCCCAGCGUUAUUCAGUUCUUUGGAUUUAUUGGUCUGCCGGAAAGUCCUAGGUGGCUGAUGGAAAAGGGACGUAGGGAGGAUGCGAUGAAGGCUCUACAGAAAAUCAGAAAGGUCAAAAGAGUUGAAAACGAGCUGAAAGAAAUCGAGAUGGCAAUUGACCAAAGUAGACAAGCUGAAAUGGAAGGCGGUAAAGGAGUACUUGGGCGUAUGUUGAGGACGCAGCCUGUCAGGAGAGCGCUCUUUCUUGGUUGUGGUAUGCAGCUUUUCCAACAACUCUGUGGAAUCAAUACUGUCAUUUACUACAGCGCGUCUAUUUUGAAACUGGCUGGGUUCCCGGUGGAGCUGGCUAUUUGGCUUGUCUGUGUACCGAACACCGUCAACUGCUUGUGUACAUUUAUUGGUAUAUGGCUGGUCGAGCGGAGCGGCAGAAGAUGGCUUACAAUUUUCAGCAUGAUCGGUGUGAUGAUUGGACUGGCUGUGUUGGCUAUUGGUUUCCAGCUGUCUAUAAAGUUUACCCCCGAAAUGGGCGUAUACGAGGCGGGAAUGAAUAACAAUUCAAUGACAAACAGUACAAAUAAGUGUUUUUCAUUCAAUUUAUGCGAGGACUGUAUAACCGACGAAGGUUGUGGUUUCUGUUAUGAGAAAGAUAAUGGAGCAUCAAGCGGAAGUUGUUUGCCAGCAUUCAAGGACAAUCCGGAACGCUACGCCUACUUGCAGUACAAUGACACUCGUACGAAUAAUUUUACUGACGCCAACUUCCGGUGUAACAAGAUAAGUACCUGGGACAAACCACGCAGUGAAAGAAUAUACAACUGGGCCGACAGUUUUUGCCCUACAAAAUACAGUUGGAUGGCUGUACUUGGACUGGCAUUAUUUGUUAUGGGUUUUGCACCAGGUCUUGGACCUAUGCCUUGGACAAUCAACUCGGAGAUCUAUCCAAACUGGGCUAGAAGCACAGGCACCUCCUUAGCGACAGCCACUAACUGGGUGUUCAAUCUCAUUGUCUCCCUUACGUUCCUUUCACUUCUAGAAAGUGUCGGAAAAUAUGGCACAUUCUGGCUAUACUUUGGUGUCUGCUUCCUAGGCAUGCUGUUCAUGUGUUUCAUGUUGCCGGAAACGAAAAACAAAUCUUUAGAACAAGUUCAAGAGUUAUUUAUGUCAGCGGAAUACAAGGCGGAAUAUCUGAAAAAUAAAGAGGCAAACAACGCCCCCGCCGAUGACACGAAGUUUUGAAUAUAAAACACAGUUUGUACGAAGUAUUCAUAAAAAAGAUCUGAAAACGUUUUAUCAUCGUAGAAACAAACACUAAUGGUCAACAGAAAAUUAUCGUAAUUCUCAGUGAACCUAUAUAAAUGCCAAUUUACGCCAUUUUUCAUUCGAAGCUAUAUGUUAUUAAUGACAGCAGGGGUGCAAAAAAUCUACAUCUUCGUUUACAAAGAGGGCAUCUUCGCUUACACACAGAGCGUCUUUGUUUAUACAGAGGGCGCAGUAUAUUUGAACCCCAAUAUAAAAUAUAUAACUGAUUUUUUGUAGAACCAGGCUAAGUAGUAUAUACAUCAAAUUUCAAAAGCCUCUUAAGACAUUUUACACCAUUCAAUGCAUUGUUCUUACACUUUACAUGAAUCGUAUACAAGCAUUCACAUGUCAAAAAGUUUACAUUGACGUCCGCGUUCAUAAACUACAAAUAUUAACAAAUUUUAAGAGGAAACGCUUUUUUUCAACAAAUAUGUAACAUCCGGAUACGCUAAAUUGAAUUCAUUACUGAAUAUUCAGACAUGACAAUGAAAUCUUUAUGUGCAUAUUUCUAUACAAAAUGUAUUACAAUUUCAUGUAAUUCAAAAACGUCCCAGUCACAGAUGGGGUGAUUUUUUUCAUUUACUGAAAAAGUUUAAAAAAAUAAUUCAGUUACUGGACAUGAACAUUACAAUGUCUUGUGUCAGUCACGUGACCAUAUACAUGUAUAUGUAGCCAAACUGUGUGUAAUUUUGUAAACAUUUUGUACAUACACUCACAUUUAAUCAACAGCAACAUUUACAUUAUUACAUGUGUGCCUUCAUUGCUAAGCAAAGUGCAGCUUCUGGGAAAAUUGAGGCCAUUUGGUAGAUUCAUGUAGUUAUUAGUAUAUUGUAAACACUUGUUAAAUUACACUUGUCUGUCCAAUUAUACUGAAGUAAAAAUAAUAAACUGCAAAUAUAUAUUAAAAUGGCUCAAACACUACUAGUACACUUAUAUGUCUUUGACUGGGGCAGAAAUAGAUGAUGGGCUUUUCUGCCCAUAAUAUCUUUUAAUUAAGUGUUUCAUUUUUGUUAUGUUAAGGUAUCUGGUCCACAAAUAAGCAUGUUCUAUAUAACAGUGCUUUUAAAAUAUAUCAAAUACUGAUGCCUGGUAAGCUCAUAUAAUUUUGGUAUCAUUUAAAAGUGUAUUGUCUCCUGUAAAAGAAAAGAUAAAUUACAUGACAAAAAUAUGUUAUAGAUUUUUUUCACUUCAUAAUUUUCAAACACCUGCUUCAACAGAAAUCCAAUUAUUAUAGUAUAAUAUUUAUCAUAUUGCAGUCAAAAAACAUGACUGUAGUGAUUGGUGCAUAUUAUUAUGGUCAUCUUAUUUACUAAUUCUUGUUUUUAGCAGACACAACUCUUUCAAAUGAUACAAAAAAAAAAACAACAUGGGGUCACCAGGCAUAUAAAUGUUUUGUGGAUUGGAUACCUUAAAGUAUCACUGUCCCCAGAUCAUAAAAAAUGACCUAUCAUCAAACAUAAGCUUCAAUUUCCAACAACAUAAAAAAGUUUAUAUUUUAUAUUUGGAAUGUUUUGCUAAGAUUUUAAUUGACUUUGCCUUAGAAUAAAAUUCACAUCAUAUACUUAUAAAAAUCCAAGUAAAGGGACAUAACCAUGACAUACACUUUAUACUCUUUUAAUAAUUAUUUUAGAUUUUACACAGUACUUCAAAUUGAGUCUCAGAGUCAAAAUAUUCCCCAAAAAGUUAGUAUGUACUCCCUUUAAAAAAUAAAAAAUCUAAAAGAGCCUUUGGAAGCAUAUAGAAAGCAACCAAGGAAAAUAAUAGCAGACACGCUUUGAGUCUGUUCAUGGGGAAACACCCCACCCCUCAUGCCCCUAGCACUGACUUGAGCAGAAUUUUAUUAUAGUAAAACAGAAUGGACUCAGUGAUCCAAAAGGUCCAGAAAAUAUAACAACACAGAGUCCAAGUACACGGAGCUCUGUGUGUACAUUUAGACUUUUUGUAGGUACUUUUUUUUGGGUACAUUUUACUUAAGAGUACAUUUUGAUCUGCAUCCCUUUUAUAGUACCCUAAGGCCUGUUCUCACUUUGACACGUUCAUUUAUAUGACUGCACUUGUAAUGUUAUUAACUGCAUAUAGUUUUUAGUUUUCCUAUACAGAGAAUAAAUAUCUAUUGUUAAUACAUAUAUUUCAAAAUAUGCCUUCUAUAAUAUAUCUAAAUACAUGACUAGACUAGCUGCUAGUCUGAUAUUAAAAUUAGUACAUGUA
Messenger RNA from Mercenaria mercenaria, 4243 nucleotides. Its product is annotated as proton myo-inositol cotransporter-like. Gene Ontology annotation, cellular component: membrane. Gene Ontology annotation, molecular function: myo-inositol:proton symporter activity. The transcript has 9 exons. Gene Ontology annotation, biological process: transmembrane transport. The coding region runs from base 164 to 1972 and encodes 602 amino acids. NCBI's taxonomy places the organism in Eukaryota, Metazoa, Mollusca, Bivalvia, Venerida, Veneridae. The record is from RefSeq and is a predicted model, not a curated record.